AUGAUUUUCAGCCAAUAUCUCCGUUUGCCACUGGGGCUGCUCGUUUUUCUGGUUCUGUGCACGCAGAUCUUUGGCCCUCCCGUGGCAGAGGAGCAAAUCUCUGAGUCCAUACGCUCGAUCACAGCCCAGUACUUCAGAAUCGUGGAGCGGUCAAUGAAUGACACGGUGCGGAGCUUGAUAGAUCAGGUGGAUUCCAACGGAGAUGGUCAGAUUCAGCUGGAGGAGGUUCAAACUCUUGCAUUCGCCGUGCUUCAGAGAGUCCAGAAGGCCGGAAUACACGCACGGGAGAUCAGUCGUGCCUUCUCCCAUAUUACGUGGACAGAGCUGUUUUGGCGGUAUCUUCUUCUGCAGCUACUGUUCUUGUUCACCCUCUUCAUUGUGGAAAACCUGCGCUGCCUCAUAUUUACAGCCCCACGCCGGCUUCUUCUCGACGAUUCCUACUUGACGGCAACACCGCCCGAGGUAGGCCCAGAGAUCGCGUUGAAAUACGACACCCCAUGGACUCCAUAUGAGCGACUAAAGCUGGUGUUUUUUGCCGUCACUGGUCUUUUGUUCUUGCGCAUCUUUUGCGUGAUUUUUUUUGCCGUACUUUCAUGUUUUAUUAUGACCCUCUGCAGUUGGCGCGGUCGAACGCGUCUUGCUAAUCCGCUUUGGUUUACCGUAAUGAGCACUAUGGCCUGCUUAUGUGUUCACGUUGGCUCAGUCUUUGCCGGGGUAUACCACGUUAAGGUGUUUGGGCACGUUGCCAAUCCGUCUGAAUGUAAGAUAUUGAUUGGAAACCACUCAUGCGUCAUGGAGGUUUUUGUGCUUUUUAUGCUGGGGAAUUUUCCGUCAUUUGUAACACGGAAGGAGAACUGUGAGAAGGCUCCAUUCUUUGCAGAUAUCGCGGAGGCGCUGCGUGCCAUCGUCGUGGACCGCGGCGAUGCAAACUCCCGGCAGGCGACUGCCGUUGCCAUUAGCGCACGCGCGAAGGACAAAGACCCCAAUGCGCCCCAACUACUUGUUUUUCCGGAGGGAACCACGUCGAAUCAACGGGCACUUUUCAUGUUUAAAAAGGGGGCCAUGGUGCCUGGUGAGCCGUUGCAGAUGAUUUGCGUAAGCUUCCCCUACGAACACUUUAAUCCAUGCUGGACGGGGCGCGCCUGCGGUGGAAACAACUUCAGUGACCUCCUUGUGCGUCUGUGCUCGCAGUUUGUAAACCACCUGGAGGUGCGGGCGCUGCCGGUGUACACCCCCACCGAGGAGGAGAGAAAAGACCCAGUUCGCUACGCAAAACACUGUCAGCAGAUGAUGGCUAGCGUCCUCCGCUGCGGCGUGAGUUCCUGCACGUACGGUGACUAUGAAUCAUUGUCGAGGAGGAAGCCACGCGCGUAG
Molecule: messenger RNA, 1374 nt
Organism: Trypanosoma conorhini
Lineage: Eukaryota; Euglenozoa; Kinetoplastea; Trypanosomatida; Trypanosomatidae
Product: putative acyltransferase
Exons: 1
Coding region: 1-1374 (457 amino acids)
Molecular function (GO): calcium ion binding
Source: RefSeq, a predicted model, not a curated record